AUGUACAUUUACAGAAGUUGUUUCCUUAUAUUCUUUCUCUGUUACAACAUCAAAGCUAUCACUGAAGAAGAUGAAGGUGUUAAGUAUGCAAACAAAUGUGAAGUUUGUAAAAUUCUUGCAACUGAGCUAGAAGGAAGGCUGAAAGAAACUGGUAAAACAAGUGAGGUAAUUGAAACUGGGUAUGCAGUGGAUGAUGUAAAACCUAAAAAGAAAAAAGAAUAUAAAAAGUCAGAAUUGAGAUUGGUAGAGUCUCUAGAGGGUGUAUGUGAUAGAAUAUUAGAAUACAACAUUCACAAAGAGAGAGAAGACAGUACAAGAUUUGCCAAAGGCAUGAGUCAAACAUUCAAGACAUUACAUGGAUUGGUUGAUAAAGGAGUCAAAGUUGAACUGGGUAUUCCAUUAGAGUUAUGGGACAAACCUAGUGCUGAGAUAACAAAUAUGAAAACACAGUGUGAAUCAUUAUUAGAAGAAAAUGAAGGUGAUAUAGAAGAUUGGUAUUUCAAUUAUCAAGGAAAAGACUCUCUUAAAAAAUACCUUUGUGAAGAUAGGGCUCUGAAAAAUCAAAAUUCCAAGUGCCUUUAUGAACAGCUAAAGGGAGAAACAGGAAGUAAGAGACCUUCAUCCAAUGAAGAAUUGUAA
Molecule: messenger RNA, 639 nt
Organism: Phaedon cochleariae (mustard beetle)
Lineage: Eukaryota; Metazoa; Arthropoda; Insecta; Coleoptera; Chrysomelidae
Source: the annotation of a GenBank genome assembly